AUCCAUGUCGGAAGCUGUUUUAAAGCGACAAGCUUUCAUUCUGGGCGUGUUGCAGUUCAUUUUUUGUUUAUUGAUUUCAGUGUGUCUGCUUUGACUAGGACUUGGUUGAAACCAUCCCAGAAUGGCCGUCUUUUCUUGGCUGUCUCUAUUUCUUAUGGUCUCAUCUCAUUUCACUUUUCCCCACAGGAACAAAAGUGGCAGAUUGCAGGGAGCACCCAGGGUUGUUGUUUUUUUGCUUCUAAAGCCUCUUCUUGGAACAAGAAAGACGUAUUAGCCUUUGGGGGGGGCUAAGCAGGGCGGCCGUCACUCAAUUCAGGAGCACCUGCGUACGAAAGUGGCCUUAGACCAACUCGCAGCAAAGAGACCCUUCCUCCGAGUACAAAUCGGAGAUGAAAGACGAUGAUUCAGCUGGAACCAAAGCCCAAAGAGACCCCCAGAUCACCCAGGCCGGAGGCAGUGGGGCCUUCUGGGGGAAAACAGUGCGCAAGCUCCUGAGCGAGGCCUACGGCAGCUCAGACGAACAGCAAUGGCGCUUCCACCAGUUCUGCUACCAGGAAGCCGAGGGGCCCCGGGAGGUUUGCAGCCGACUCCACCACCUUUGCCAUCAGUGGCUGAAGCCCAAAAAGCACACCAAGGCCCAAAUGCUGGACCUGGUGGUCCUGGAGAAGUUCCUGGCCAUCCUCCCCCCGAAGAUGGAGAGCUGGGUGAGGGAGUGCGGAGCGGAGACCAGUUCCCAGGCGGUGGCCCUGGCAGAAGGUUUCCUCAUGAGCCAGGAGGCAGAACAACGGGAGCUGUUAGCCGGAGGAGCCCAGGAGGGAGAGGGAGCUGCAAUGGGCACCAGACUUGGGCUGUUACCAUUUAACGGUGCACCGCCAGUGGUUGAAGCCUUAUUGGGUGGUGGAACCAUCAUGGAGAUGUCAAGUAGGCCUUCUUAUUGUGAUGGAGUGGAAACAGUUGCUUCGCAGUCACUUGAUCAGGACCCGGUGCCCUUUGAGGCGGUGGCUGUGCAUUUCACGGAGGAAGAGUGGGCUCUGCUGGAUCCGAGCCAGAGGGCUCUGCACAGGGAAGUCAUGGAGGAGAACUACUGGAACCUGGCUUCUCUGGGUUAUGGAAGUUGGAGUGAGAAGGAGCCUGAACAGCAGAGGAGGAGACCUGAGACCAAACAGAAGCUGAAGGAGAAAUAUUUCAUUUCUGAAGAUGCAGACGUGUGUGAAAUCCCAAAGCUAAAAGAUGAAUGCAACACAGUGAAAAACACAAGGAACAACUCCCCUCAACACGCAACGAUUGCAAGCGAGAUACUGAGUCUUAGUGCAUCUCAAAGAGUGCAAAUAGCAGAGCAGCCAUACAAAUGCUCAGUGUGCGGGAAGAGCUUCAGUCAGAGCAGCAGCCUUACUGAUCACCAGAGAAUCCACACAGGGGAGAAACCAUUUAAAUGUUUCUCCUCUGAGAAGGGUUUCUGCGACAGCGAUGGCCUUCUUUAUCACCAAACAUUCCAAACUGAUGAGAAGCCAUAUAGAUGUUUGGAGUGUGGAAAGAGCUUCAAGCGGAAGACGCAUGUCACAGACCAUCAAAGGACCCACACGGGAGAAAAACCGUUUUCGUGCUCAGAAUGCGGGAAGAGCUUCAGUCAUAGCACCGGCCUUACUUAUCACCGAAGAACCCACACAGGUGAGAAACCGUACAAAUGUGCAGAGUGCGGGAAGAACUUCAAUUGUAGCCAAACCCUUGCUUUGCACCACAGAAUCCACACAGGGGAGAAGCCGUAUAAAUGCCCCGAGUGCGGGAAGAGCUUCAGCCAGAAGAUUCACGUGAUAAACCAUCAAAGAACCCACACGGGAGAAAAACCAUUUACAUGCUCUGAGUGCGGAAAGAGUUUCACCUACAGCACUGGUCUUACCCACCAUCAAAGAACCCACACAGGAGAGAGGCCCUAUAAAUGCUCCGAGUGUGGGAAAAGCUUCAGUUGCAGCCAAACCCUCGCUAUACACCUCAGAAUCCACACCGGAGAGAAGCCGUACAAAUGCCCCGAGUGUGGGAAAAGCUUCAGCCAGAAGAUUCACGUUACGAGCCAUCAAAGAACCCACACGGGAGAGAAGCCCUACGAAUGUUCCAAGUGUGGCAAGAGCUUCAGUCAGUGGACCACCCUUACUAGACACGAAAGAAUACACACAGGGGAGAAGCCAUACAAAUGCUCAGAGUGCGAAAGGACCUUCAGUCACAGCAAUAGCCUUACUUAUCAUCAGAGAACCCACAGCGAAAAACCAUUUAAAUGUAUGAAAUGUGGAAAGUCAUUCAGCCGGAAAGAACACCUUACAAAACACUGGCGAACUCACACAGGGGAGAAACCAUAUAAAUGUAUGAAAUGUGGAAAGUCGUUCAGCCGGAAAGAACACCUUACAGCACACCAGCGAACUCACACAGGGGAGAAACCGUUUCAAUGUAUGGAGUGUGGAAAGACAUUUGCUGAUUCUGGAACCCAUAGAACACAUCAGCGGAUUCACACAGGAGAAAAACCAUUUAAAUGUUUGGAGUGCGGAAAGAGCUUCAGUCAAGGUGGAAACUUGACAAAACAUCUACAAAUUCACACAGGGGAGAAACCUUUUAAAUGUUUGGAGUGCGGAAAGAGCUUCAUUGAUAAUGCGUCCCUUAGUUCACAUCAAAGAAUUCACACAGGGGAGAAGCCAUUCAAAUGUAUGGAGUGCGGAAAGUCUUUCAGGUGGAACCAGCACCUUACUAUACACCAGCGAAUUCACACAGGGGAGAAACCCUUUGAAUGUAUGGAGUGUGGGAAGACUUCCACGGAUAGUGGAAGCCAUGCAAAACAUCUACGAAUUCACGCAGCGGAGAAGCUAUUUGGAUGUAAGGAGUGUGGGAAGUGCUUUAGCCUGAAGUCAACCCUCACUUUACAUGAGAGAACUCACACAGGGGAGAAACCAUAUGAAUGUAUGGAGUGUGGAAAGUGGUUUAGCGUGAAGUCAACCCUCACUUUACAUGUGAGAACGCACACAGGGGAGAAGCCAUUUAAAUGUAUGGAGUGUGGGAAGGCUUUCACGGAUAUUGGAAGCCAUAGAAAACAUCAACGGAUUCACACAGGGGAGAAACCAUUUAAAUGUAUGGAGUGUGGGAAGGCUUUCACAGAAAGUGGAAGCCUUAAAACACAUCUACGAAUUCACACAGGAGAAAAACCGUUUAAAUGUAUGGAGUGUGGAAGUUGCUUCAAUCAAAGUUGCAACCUUAAAAAACAUCUUCGAAUUCACACAGGGGAGAAACCCUUUAAAUGUACGGAGUGUGGAAAGACCUUCAGUCGUAUUGAUGUACUUAGACAACAUCGAUGGACUCACACAGUGAAGAAACCAUGAUAGCUUUAUCAUGUAUAAUGAGAUCAAUGGUUUCAAGUUUGGUAACUGCUUUCCAGACAGAGAAGUUGCUGAACUGCAACUUAUUACCAAACUUAAAACCAUGGAGAGACCUGGUCUGAAUAAAGACAUUGGAUUCUUAUCUCAUUAUACAUGAUAAAGCUAUUUUUAGCCAUCUCACCCCUUGCUUUUUUUUGUAAGACCAAUUGUAGUUGUUAACAGUCAUCAACAGGUUUACCACUCCUAUCAGCAAUCACCCAUUCCCACCACCCUUCUGAGUAAUACCCCUCCCCACCCUCUCACUAUAUAUAAGGGUCUGGUGACUUCUGUUUCAGUGUAUCUGAAGAAGUGUGCAUGCACACAAAAGCUCAUACCAAUGACAAACUUAGUUGGUCUCUAAGGUGCUACUGGAAGGAAUUUUUUUAUUUUAUAUAAGGGCAAGGAAGGGCUUAGGCCAGGCACCCCCAAACUUUGACGCUCCAUAUGUUUUGGCCUACAACCCCUAUGAUCCCUAGCUAACAGGACCAGUGGUCAGGGAUGAUGGGAAUUGUAAUCCAAAACAUCUGGAGCGCCGAAGUUUGGGGGUGCCUGGCUCAGGCCAAAGUACCAGAAGGAACACCUGCUUGCACACCAACCUGCCUAAGGUGCAAAGACAUUACUGUAUUGAAUUCUCCCAGUCAUUAAAAGGGUUUUUUAAUGUACAUUUUUCUCUGUUUGCUAUAGGUUUAUGUAUGCAUCAUUUUGCUUUCCUGAAUUGUCCCAGGAAUAGCAGCCAACACCUACAGACCUAGGUGCCUUCGCACCCCCCAUUUAAUAUUUGAGGGAUUUGUGCCCCCCCCCAUGUUGAUGGGCAUUGUCAUUCAUAUAGUGUGCAAGCACUUUGUCUUGAGAUCAAUUGUGUGAGGUGGGGCUUACCUGCCCCCUCCCCAGGGAGACAAAGGGAGGAGGGAGAGCUCACAUUUGUAUGUGCCUAUGGAGUACAGAAGUUUAAGAGUCUCCCAUCAGCUUUUUCCCACGUCCCUCACACUAGGCCUCGGACUGUGCCCGUUCAGAGAAGGCCUGGGCUUGUUAGGCACUAAAUUUUGUGUGUGUGCGUGCUCGUGUGUCUGUGAUCUGCGAGCAGACAGCCGGGAGGGAGGGAGACAGGGAGGCUCGGGCAGCUGCCUUGCCUCGCCUCUGAGGUGAUGCCGGAACCGGAGCAAGUAGAGGAGGAGGCGGCACCGGGGCAGGAGCCGUGUAAGUGGCUCUCGCUCUGCUUGCUUUACAGCGAGGCGGGAGGAGGUUACGGAUGGGAGCCAUGGCUCCGGCGGUGGAGGCAUCCCUCCGCUUGCGACUGCAGCGGCAGCCGAGGGAUCCCACUGCCGCCCAGUGCCUUCGCUCCAUAAGACGCACAGAGAUUUCCCCUUACUUUUUAGGAGGGAAAAAGUGUCUCUUACGGAGCGGAAAAUAUGGUAAUCUGAUCAUGCAUAGCUUUGCAUUUUGAACUUCAAUAAGAUUCAUGAUCAAUAAUGCUGACUGAUGUACGGUGUUAAAUAUAUGUGUUUAAUAAGUAUAAGAUGCGGUGUUUGAAUGAAUUGUAUUUGAAACGAUAUGAAGAGAAGUUUGCAUUAGACAGGAGAGGUUUGUCUGCAACAAAUUGUGGAAUGUUUCCGUUUUGAGGGUUUUGGCUAAAUCAGUGUUUCCCAGACUUGGGUCUCCAGCUGUUUUUGGACUAGAGUUCCCAUCAUUCCUGACCACUUGUCCUGCUAGCUAGGUAUGAUAGGAGUUGUAGUCCAAAAGCAGCUAGAGGACCAAGUUUGGAAAACCCUGGGCUAAAUGAUGACUCAUUGCUGGAAACCCGAGUGGUCUCUUUUGGCAGAAAAUAGAACCUGAGAACUCAGCGGAGCAAUGUAUUACUUUGUAGCUUUGUAAGCUUUAUUUGUAACUCUUUUAAGACUGUUUUGCAGUAAAGCUUUGAAACUCCUG
This is a messenger RNA of Zootoca vivipara (common lizard), 5321 nucleotides long. RefSeq lists its product as uncharacterized. Gene Ontology annotation, biological process: regulation of transcription by RNA polymerase II. The record is from RefSeq and is a predicted model, not a curated record. NCBI's taxonomy places the organism in Eukaryota, Metazoa, Chordata, Lepidosauria, Squamata, Lacertidae. Gene Ontology annotation, molecular function: DNA-binding transcription factor activity, RNA polymerase II-specific; RNA polymerase II cis-regulatory region sequence-specific DNA binding. Gene Ontology annotation, cellular component: nucleus.